Molecule: messenger RNA, 992 nt
Organism: Drosophila persimilis
Lineage: Eukaryota; Metazoa; Arthropoda; Insecta; Diptera; Drosophilidae
Product: 23 kDa integral membrane protein
Exons: 5
Coding region: 206-889 (227 amino acids)
Cellular component (GO): membrane
Source: RefSeq, a predicted model, not a curated record
UUGGGGCAUCAACACGAGCCUUCACUGAUCCAGAAUUGGGCCUGGGGAGUCGGGCUUCGAUUGGGACUUGGGUUCUAUCACUUAAUUCUAGAGUAAACAAUGGCCUCCCACCUGGAAUAGGGGAAAUCGAGCGAAUCGGCAGACCCCCAGAGAAACCAAAUUUCCGUUUAAACAGCAGCCCUUCAGGGAUCUCCCUUCGGACAGCAUGGAGAAGUCUUUUCCCAUAUCGCCUUGGAAGUACGCCCUGUUCGCCACCUGCAUUCUGAUAACGGCCUGUACUGUGCUCUUCUUUUCCUGUGGUGUCGUCACAUGGGGCUCGGCAGCCUCCAUCUUUGGCAGCUAUACGACUGCUCUGAUCGGAGCGGCCGUCUUUGGGGUGGCCUUCCUCGGCGUGUAUGUGGCCCUCAAGGAAUCCUAUAAGUACUCGAUACUCUUUAUGUUCGUCAGUGGACUGGUCAUCGUCACGAUGGUUGCCUACUUCUUCACCUUCGCGGCGAUGAAAGGAGAUCUACUGGCGCACUUUGACGAGCGGGUCCGGCAGUUGUUUGAGGAGAAGACGCACAGUAACGACAAGAUGCAGCCCAUCCACAGCCUGUUCCGCUGCUGUGGGCUGGAGGGACCGCAGGACUACCUCGGCGAGGAGAACGGGGCCUUGCCCGCCAGCUGUUGCUUCGCCUUCGACUGCUCCAAUCCGACGAACGUCUUCCAGCAGGGCUGUGCCACCAAGGCCAACGAAAAUUUGAAAAUGCAGGCGGAUAUCACUUACUACUGCUGCAUGGCAAUUAUUGCCCUUGAGUUUAUGGGCAUUCUCACGGCCUACUACAUGGGCCGGGCCCGGAAGUAUGCGAAGACCAAGAUCAAGGACGACGAGAGCCACCUAAACGAUUGAGUGAAGGUGCUAGCCAGCAUAAAUGUUGCAUAAACGAUACUCUAUUUAUCAGAUUAGCGAAUUUGCCACUAGAGAAUAAAACACUUUCCAUAUGCUAAACGAA